AUGGAGCUUCCGCUUCCCUGUCGAAGUCGGUUUUUUUUCCCCAUCUCUUCUCUCAUCAUCAUUACUCUCCUGUCAUGCUCUGUGUUGGGUGUAAAUGGGAUUCCUGGGAAUGAAACCGAUCGACUAGCUUUGUUGGAGUUCAAAGCCUUCUUGAGUGACCCCCUCGGUGUUCUUGACUCGUGGAACAUCACCAUCCAUUUUUGCCAGUGGUACGGAGUUACUUGCGGCCGAAGGCACCGCAGAGUCAUAGCCUUGGACUUGCGUUCGCUAAACCUGGGAGGAAUUAUAUCCCCCAGUAUUGGGAACCUCACAUUCCUGAGGGUCCUCAACAUCCAGAACAACAGUUUCCACUCAAGAAUUCCUCCCGAAGUUGGUCAUCUAUACAGACUACGAGGUUUGCACCUUAAUAACAACUCGUUGGAUGGACCGAUUCCUCCAAGUUUGUCUCGGUGCUUCAAUCUCGUUAUACUUCGCAUCCAUUUCAACAUGCUUGCAGGGAAUUUACCUACAGAGCUUAGCUCCUUGUCGAAGCUCAAAGGGCUUAUUUUGUACGCGAAUGGUUUCACUGGGCCAAUCCCUGGUUCUUAUGGAAAUUUGUCAUCUCUCGUGAAUCUUGGGACAACGCGAAAUGAACUCGGUGGCAUGAUUCCAGAUACGUUAGGCAACCUGCAAAACCUAAAAGUUCUUAGUCUCGGGGCUAAUAAUUUCGUUGGGACCAUUCCUACAUCGAUAUUCAAUAUCUCCUCCCUGGAAUCCCUCGAUGUGACCAAAAACCAACUGGUGGGGAGCUUACCAUCAGACUUGGGUUUCACUCUUCCAGUUCUCCAAUUUCUCUCCUUUGGUCUGAACCAUUUCACAGGACCCAUUCCAAAAACACUAUCCAAUUUGUCUGACCUCACGUUAUUUAAUAUCAAUCGAAAUAAUUUCACUGGGGAGGCUCCAUCUUUCCAGAAAAUGAAUGAGCUCCGUAGAGUUACCAUUGGGAGCAAUCAUCUUGGUGGUCGGCAAGUUGGCGAUCUCGACUUCCUCUGCACAUUGACAAACUCUACAAAGCUAGAGACAUUAACGUUUCAUUCCAACAAUUUCAAAGGAAACAUACCUGAAUGCAUCUCUAACCUGUCGACAACUCUCAAGUCUUUCUCAUCUGUCAAGAACAUGUUAUCUGGAGGCUUACCAGGUACCAUCGGCAAUCUCAUAAACUUAGAACAGUUUUUUAUGGAUGGGAACAACAUUUCUGGUAACAUUCCUUCCGAAAUCGGCAAUCUUGCAAGGCUAAAGCAAUUGUACCUAGGUUGGAAUGAAUUCUCUGAAGAAAUCCCACACACCAUGGGAAAUUUAUCGAUGUUGACCCACCUGUCUUUGCGAAGCAAUAGUCUUCAAGGAGCAAUACCUUCAUCUCUAAGCAAGUGUCGGAGUUUACUACUUCUCGACCUUGCCGAUAACAAACUUAGUGGGGCCAUACCUCCUGAAAUUAUGGAAAUCUCAUCUUUGUCGAUAUACGCCGACUUCUCCAGCAAUAAUCUGACAGACAAGCUUCCUAUGGAGGUUGGAAAUUUGAAAAAUCUGGGCAUCUUAAUUCUGCAGGACAAUAGAAUCUCUGGAGAAAUCCCUAGUAGUCUUGGAAGCUGUAUAAUGAUGGAGAAUCUUUACAUGCAGGACAACCUUUUUGAAGGUUCAAUUCCAUCCACGUUGGGUAACUUAAAAGGGAUUCGAAAUCUAAACUUAUCAAACAAUAUGUUGUCUGGGCGAAUUCCAAAAUUCCUUGAGGACCUAAAUCUGACGAGUUUAGGUCUCGCGCUCAAUGAAUUUGAAGGCGCAGUACCAACAGGAGGAAUUUUCAAGAAUGCAAGUGCAACCUCUCUCAUCGGAAAUAAGCAUCUCUGCGGGGGCUUGGCUGAAUUUCGGUUGCCCAAAUGCAACACUGAAGAACCGAGGAGGGUGGGGACCAUGAACUCUGCGAGAAUUAUAAUUAUUUCCUCAGUUUCAGGCCUUCUAGGACUGCUUUUGAUUCUCGUUUUGCUGUAUAUUCUAUGGUGUAAAAGGCAAAGGAAAGCUGCUGCAUCCGAGUUUUCAAGAGAUGGGCUUUGGAAGGUUUCUUACCAAAGCUUGUUGAAAGCAACUAAUGGUUUCUCUUCCAUAAAUUUGAUAGGCUCGGGAAGUUUCGGAUUAGUGUUCCGAGGUGUUUUUGAUUGGAAUCAGACGAUUGUUGCCGUGAAGGUUCUAAACCUGAAGCGGUAUAGAGCAGCCAAGAGCUUCAUUUCAGAAUGCGAGGCCUUGAGAAACAUCCGGCACAGGAAUCUCGUGAAGGUAAUCACUGCAUGUUCCGGCACUGAUUAUCAAGGAAACGAUUUCAAGGCCCUGAUUUAUGAGUUCAUGGUGAAUGGGAGCUUAGAUGGAUGGCUACAUCCAAUAGUCAAGACGAUUAAGACAAAGGAAGAGGCCCCAAGACAGUUGACUCUUCUCCAGAGACUGAACAUCUCUAUAGAUGUUGCUUCUGCUUUAGAUUAUCUCCAUAAUCAGUGCGAUGUGCCCAUAGUCCACUGUGAUCUAAAGCCAAGCAAUGUUCUACUAGACGACGAAAUGACUGCGCAUGUAGGUGAUUUUGGAUUGGUCAGGUUCCUGCCAGAAGCCACAAGGGAGUCAAUUGCUGAUCCAAGUAGCUCGAUCGGAGUGAAAGGAUCUCUUGGCUAUAUUGCUCCUGGUAAAAUCAAAACUCUUCAUUCAUCUUGCUUACUAUGCCCCUUCUUUUACUACCUCUUCAAAGGACAGAUGAAAGCACGUCUGACCAAAUGAAGUCCGUUGAAUUGCUAAUGUAGAAUACGGAGCAGGAGCAGACGUAUCAACUCAUGGGGAUGUCUACAGCUUUGGGAU
Messenger RNA from Punica granatum (pomegranate), 2871 nucleotides. Lineage: Eukaryota; Viridiplantae; Streptophyta; Magnoliopsida; Myrtales; Lythraceae. The record is from RefSeq and is a predicted model, not a curated record.